AUGAAUUCCAGCGCCUCAACGAUCAACAUGGAAACUGGAUUUCGGAGUAUACUUGCUGCUAAACCUGUCUUGAAAGAUGGUUGUAGAUUCCGUGUGGGUAAUGGUUCUUCCAUUAGAAUCUGGCAUGACCCUUGGCUUCCUAGCCCCAGCCAAGGUUUUAUUACUUUAGAACCAAGUUCGGGAAGAGAAGAUACCACUGUUGAUCAGCUUAUUUUGCCAGGGGAGAAUAGUUGGGACUACGAUCUUCUUGCUGAUCUUUUUAGUGAGGAAGACCGUGGGCAAAUCAUGAAAAUUCCCCUAACAGUUCAUGGGAGGGAAGAUCAAAUGUACUGGAUUCAUGACAAGAAGGGUGUUUACUCGAUCAGAAGUGGAUAUAAGUCAUUGAUGGCGGACUCUUUCAUACACUCUUAUUCUACCAUUGAGAGUUUUUGGACAAAACUUUGGAGAUUUAAAAUUCCGGCAAAGGUUCGAAAUUUAAUUUGGAGAGCAUCAUUAAAUGUUCUCCCAACAGUUGAUCAACUAAGGGCUCGAAAAGUCGAAGUUGACAAUCAUUGUCCAGUUUGCUCUAUACACGAUGAAUCAGUUCUCCAUGCUUUUGUCUCUUGUGAAUUUGCCCAAAAGCUUUGGCGCGAUGCUAAUCAGCCACCUUCAAAACUUGCAAUCAGCUCCAGCAGUGCAGAGCUUGUUAAGUGGAAACCACCUACUAGGAGUUCCCUUAAAUUAAAUAUUGAUGCAUCCAUUUUUGAAGACCAAGGGAAGGCCAGGCUGGGCUUUGUGAUUCGUAAUGAUUAG
This is a messenger RNA of Fraxinus pennsylvanica, 792 nucleotides long. The record is from the annotation of a GenBank genome assembly. Lineage: Eukaryota; Viridiplantae; Streptophyta; Magnoliopsida; Lamiales; Oleaceae.